GACAAACGUUAUUUUGAAAUUUUCGAAUCAUCGAGACCGACUUUCGCUACCAUCUGAUUGCUGCUAUCAACAUCAACAUUGGACCGAAACUUUUAUAAACUUGGUCGAGUGCUAGUUAUUUCGCGGUUUUUUAAACAACUUUCCCUGUAAAAAAUUAAAAUUAAGUAUUCGAAACUUGUACAUCAUUUCGAUCUCCCUCGAUUAGUUUUGAAGAAUACGAAAGUAAGACACGAUGAUUCCAGUCCUACAGUAAUAUUCUACUACCAAUAUCCGAGGUAUUCGAAACAAUAUCCUAUCAUUCCUCGUUAUGAUCUUCAAGCACAUUUUUUUAAAGAAGAUAGCAUCUUGACUCGUUGUUAUCAGUUCCGGUCCAUUUACAUAAUCCUCGAAGCACCAACAUGACUUCUACAUCGUCGGCGAAUCAGUCAUCAGGAGUAAACAAGACGUGGGAAUUAUCGCUUUACGAAUUGAAUCGAGAACCUCAAGAAGUAGUCACUGACGAAAGAGAAAUCAAAGUUUCUCGUAGAACUUUGCAUAGCGAACUAAUGUGUCCAAUAUGUCUGGAUCUGUUGAAGAAAACCAUGACUACUAAAGAAUGUCUUCAUAGAUUCUGUUCCGAAUGUAUUAUUACCGCGUUAAGAUCCGGUAAUAAAGAAUGCCCUACGUGCAGGAAAAAACUAGCUUCUAAACGUUCGCUGAGACCAGAUCCGAAUUUCGAUUUACUUAUCCAAACGUUGUACCCGAAUCGAGAAGAAUACGAAGCUCAUCAAAUCAAAGCUUUGGAAAAACUGAAUAAUAGUCAGAGUCAAGCAGCGUUAGUUUACUCGAUCAACGAAGGUAUCAAAGUGCAGAACCAAACGCGUUUCCAGCGUUUGAAUAAACGAUCUCAAAACGAUGGCGAAACUUCGACAUCGGCGAUAAAUAAUUCCGACUCGAAUGCUCUCGAUACUUCGGUCGAUCCUCAGCCUUCAACUUCCGGCAAUAAAACUAAUUCCGAUAAUCCUCGUUCCAAAAAAAGUAAAGCUUCCGAAGCACGUGUUAAUGCUGCAGAUUAUACAGAAUCCGACGACUUGGAGCUUAUUUUUAAACCACAUCCUACCGAAAAUGAUUGGUCCUUUACUAAGUUUUUCACCGACGAUCUAAAACGAUAUUUGAAAACUUCCGCUGAUGCUACCGUCGAGCAUAUAAGUAAAUAUGUUACCGACAAGGCGACUAGAGAUUGUGGUAUGGAUUUGAGUAAAAUUAAAUUGAAAUUCAGCGUUUUGAAUUCGCCCAAUUCUAACGAAUACAUUCCACUCAAUGAUAAAGAUACUCUGCAGUAUAUCAUCGAUACGUAUUGGCAAAACGAUACUCCUUUAGAAUUGUAUUAUAAUUCGAAAAAAAAUUGAGCUUUUUUUUCUUUUUUGUAUAAGUGUAGCGCAAUUAUGAGACGUACGAUUUCUAUAUGUUAUUUUACGAUGAUCUGACUUUCAGAAAAUCAUUACGAUUGAUUUUUUUUUUGAGAAAAUGAUCGUCGAUAAAUAGCCCAUGGACGUGUGUUGUCUUAAUGCCAAAUAUUUUGUGUUAAUUCGUCCUCGAGUGCAAUUCGACGUGUAAUAUACGUUCUAAUUUGUACUUUUGCAUUUACUAUAAUAUGUAUUAUGGUAAUUUCUCAUUUUUAUGUUAUCGGAUUUCUUGUUCUGUAUUUUACACUUUUAGAAUUUUUUUUAUACUACUCGAUGAAUGUAAUUUUACGUAUUGUUUUUCGUGUUUCGUGUCAUUUUUAAUAUUGUUACCUUUUAGUAUACCUAUUCGAUGUGGAAAAUUGUUGUGUAAUGGUUCUGUCGCGUAUUUUAGUAGAACAUCGUGAAUUACAUACUGGAAUGUGUCAUUUAACAACGUUGUAAGACUAAGAAUAUAAGCGGUAUAGUGCGAGAUUUUGAACUAAAUAAAUUUUUAUAUUGAAAAAUUA
Molecule: messenger RNA, 1951 nt
Organism: Planococcus citri (citrus mealybug)
Lineage: Eukaryota; Metazoa; Arthropoda; Insecta; Hemiptera; Pseudococcidae
Product: E3 ubiquitin-protein ligase RING2-like
Exons: 4
Coding region: 399-1388 (329 amino acids)
Cellular component (GO): PcG protein complex; ubiquitin ligase complex
Molecular function (GO): chromatin binding; ubiquitin protein ligase activity
Source: RefSeq, a predicted model, not a curated record